This is a messenger RNA of Dichotomopilus funicola, 801 nucleotides long. RefSeq lists its product as uncharacterized. The record is from RefSeq and is a predicted model, not a curated record. NCBI's taxonomy places the organism in Eukaryota, Fungi, Ascomycota, Sordariomycetes, Sordariales, Chaetomiaceae. The transcript is spliced from 2 exons. The coding region runs from base 1 to 801 and encodes 266 amino acids.
AUGGUAUCGAUUGGACUGUGUGUACUGUUGUCCGCUCUUGUGAGCUGUGGAAGUGCCCGCGCGGAGGAUGUUUCUACUAGGGUUGAAGUCGAACCGGUGUAUGUCUGUGUGGACUCGGGAUUGGGGGCGAACUGCAAGCGCAAUGAACCCAGUCCAAUACCCCUCCACCAAAACGCCCUCCCCCGAGCGAUAACCACCCCCGAGCCAUCACCAACCCAGCCAUCAACAACUCAACCCAACCCACACCCAUCAUCCACCAACCUCGAUUGGCUCACAAAAACAACCAUCGAAGCCGAGACCGCCACAGCCUCGAGCAAACCAUCGUCUACCAACCCUGCUCCGAUUGUAGGCGGUGUCGUCGGGGGUGUAGCUGCGCUUCUGCUGGCUGUGGUGGGUGGGUGGCUACUGGCGCGACGGCGGACGAGGAUGACCGUGGAUGAGAGUGAUAUCGAGCGGUGGAAUGAGAAUGGGGGAGGAGCAGGAAACAACAGGAGAGAGAACAGGACGGAUGAAAGUGGGAGUGGAAGUGAGGGUGUCCAACACGAACAUCACCAAAACAAGCACAAACAACAGAAUCGACCAAGCCAAAAGAUAAAAACGGACGUCCGAGAGAGAUACGAGCCAGCACCGGAAGCGGAAAUGUGGGAUUCACGACGGCAGGGAUUGGGCAAUACCCGCAGUCCCCUGAGUCCGCGCAGUCCUCAUUCCAACAGUCCAUAUCGAUCACACCCGCUGCGGCAGAUGUCUUCACACCAGAGCCGGCGGUCUGAGAUGUCACUCGACUUGCCGAUGCAGCAUUAG